Pseudozyma hubeiensis SY62 is the source of this 1152-nucleotide messenger RNA. RefSeq lists its product as hypothetical. Lineage: Eukaryota; Fungi; Basidiomycota; Ustilaginomycetes; Ustilaginales; Ustilaginaceae. The transcript has a single exon. The coding region runs from base 1 to 1152 and encodes 383 amino acids. The record is from RefSeq and is a predicted model, not a curated record.
AUGAGGAUCGCCUCGUUCCUCCCUCCAGCGCUCGCCGUGCUGAGCCUCUGCGCGCAUGCAUCACCUCUCCCAUCCACCUACACUCCUCCCUCUGCCUUGCUCAAACGCCAAUCUGCCUCCGCUUCCGCACUUCAAAGCACAACCGAAGCCGCCAUCUCCUCCACACCCAAAUCGGACUGGAAACGACCCGUGGUGAUCACCACCUCUGCCAUCGGUCUUGCCAUGACGGUCGGGUGGAACUACAUCAGCGCCAAAUCGUUCUUGUCGAACAGGGAGAAGUUCUACAAGGAAAAGGCAAGAAUGGAAGCGGAGAAGAAGAAGCCACCGCCGAAGGUGGGCGACACGGUGUGUACGGUGGAAACGUAUACGACGAGUGAUCAGGUGGAAGGGAGGAAGCCGAGUUUGGUCAAGACGCCGUGUUAUGUGCUGGGUCAGCGAGGGGAGGGGCAGGGACAGCAGGAGGGCGGAGGGCGGGAUGGAGAUGCACAAGUGGCGAGUAUGAGUUCGGGCGAUGGUGGCGAUGAUGUGGUCGGAGGAGUGUCGGAGAGUCAGCAGCAGGGAGACUUAUCGAGCGACUUCGAGUCCGGCGCAAGAGAUCGCAUCCCGAAAAGGUUUCCUGUUACUUCCUCUACCGCAUCAGCACCUUCUGCUUUCGACCCCUCCAGGGACUACAGCGCCAACGCAGCCACCGGCAACAUCGUCAUCUCGCAUCCACUCCACAAACGCGGUCUAUCCUCUCCUCAACCGAUCACCGCCGUCGACGAGAUCGUCGAAGAAGCCAUCCCAACCCACCCCUCAUUUCCAUCCCUAUCCUCCUCCUCAUCGUCGUCCUCCAUCCACUCCCCCGAGUACAUCCCCCUCCUACCCCUCGAUUCCAACCACCGUCUACGACCUCGUCCCUCCUUCCCUCCCUCAACAUUCGAAUCCACCUCUUCACCACCAUCGUCCGAUCUGCGCAAGGAACUCAAACCCAACCUCUCCUCAGACAAAUACAAAGCCUGGGUUCAAAAACUCAAAAGCUCCGGGGAAAAACUCUCCACCGACGACAUCACGUUCGGUUUGACGGUGCUCAACACGCUGGGCAACAUUCCGAGUUUGAUCAUGACGACGAUCAACGCUAGGUACUACAGAGGUAAUCCGAAGGUGGAUUGA